CAUUUCUAAAAAUUAAUAUUGGGAAAAAAGAAGGAAAUUAAAAUAGAGGUGGUGGUUCGUAAAUGAGCUAAGAACAAACACUUGUUAUAAUUUCCCGUGUCGCUGCAUCUUCUUCUUCAUCCAUCGAUUUCUCUCAAUUAGGGUUCUGAUUUUUCUUCCCAUUGUUGUUCUCCUUCUCCGUUUCGUCUCAAUUACAGAACAAAGCUUCGUUUCUCCAGGUUUAAGAAAGAAUGGAAGGUACAGAUGAUGCUUCUGCACUUCAAGAGCCUCCUGACCCCGAAGUGCUCGAAGUUGAUCCAACUUUUCGAUAUAUACGGGUAUGAAGAGGCUCUUUGGAAAUUGGAAUGCUAUCUUUUUUCUAUUUGUUAAGUGUUUUACCAUUCAAUUGGUCGAUACUAUGAAACCAAGUUCCACCUCCCUUUGGCUUGUUUUACUUCUUAAUGUUAAGGUUUGAGUAAAUAUUGUGAGGUGAUUUAGAUCUCUGAUGUUCUUAACCAAUCAAUUGUGGACCUUUCAGUAUAAAGAGGUCAUUGGAAAAGGGGCAUUCAAGACUGUUUAUAAGGCAUUUGAUGAAGUAGAUGGAAUUGAAGUCGCAUGGAACCAAGUACGGAUAGAUGAUGUUUUGCAGUCACCGAAUUGCCUGGAGAGGCUCUAUUCUGAAGUGCGUCUGUUGAAAUCAUUGAAGCACAAUAAUAUUAUUAGGUUCUAUAAUUCAUGGAUCGAUGAUAAGAACAAGACUGUUAACAUAAUAACUGAGCUAUUCACUUCAGGGAGCCUCCGGCACUACCGCAAGAAACACAGGAAGGUGAACAUGAAGGCCGUCAAGAAUUGGGCGAGGCAGAUUUUAAUGGGUUUGAGAUAUCUUCACGGUCAAGAGCCACCAAUUAUACAUCGGGAUCUCAAAUGCGACAACAUUUUUAUCAAUGGAAACCAUGGAGAAGUGAAAAUAGGAGAUCUUGGUCUAGCCACUGUCAUGGAGCAAGCUAAUGCCAAAAGUGUGAUUGGAACCCCGGAGUUUAUGGCACCCGAGCUUUACGACGAGAACUACAACGAAUUGGCUGAUAUUUAUUCAUUUGGGAUGUGUAUGUUGGAGAUGGUGACAUUUGAUUAUCCCUACUGUGAAUGCAAAAACUCUGCUCAGAUAUACAAGAAGGUUUCAUCGGGAAUAAAACCUGCUUCACUCUCCAGGGUUAAAGACCCAGAAGUAAAACAGUUUAUUGAGAAAUGCUUACUUCCUGCAUCCGAAAGGCUGUCAGCAAAAGAGCUUUUAUUGGACCCUUUUCUGCAACUAAAUGGUUUAACAAUGAACAAUCCUUUGCCGCUUCCUGACAUUGUAAUGCCCAAAGAAGGCGCAUUUGGAGACCGUUGCCUUAUGUCUGAAGGUCCUCCUACAACACGGCCUAGUAAAACCUUGUCGAUAGAUCUUGAUGAAGACAGUAACCUGCCUAUUGUUACUUUUAGCGACAAUUCAGGAUCCAGGUGUAUUGAGGUUAGACGCGCAAAGAGAGGGAAUUUCUUUGUCCUCAAGGGUGAAGAAAACGAUGAGCAGUCUGUGUCCUUAAUUCUUCGUAUAGUAGAUGAGAAUGGGCGUGUGAGGAACAUUCAUUUCCUGUUCUAUCAAGAAGGGGACACUGCUUCUAAGGUGUCGAGUGAGAUGGUUGAGCAACUCGAGUUAACUGACCAGAACGUCACGUUUAUAGCCGAGCUGAUUGAUAUACUACUUGUCAACAUGAUACCCACCUGGAAAACCGAUGUCACAGUCGAUCAUCUCAUCCAUUCGCAACUGAAUCAGAACUCAAGAAGUCAUCAUAACGAAGCAAAGCCACAGAAACAAGAGGAGACUGUUUUUCAUGAUACUUGUGAGUUGGUUAGUCACUCGUGUAACUCAGAUUGCCCACGAUCAGAUGAGGAAGAUAAGCAAUGCGUCGAUGCCACCAAAGGAGAAGACAAGAGCUCCAUUCAAGAAGUAGAAGAAGCAACCGAACCAGUAAGUUUGGAGGAAGAAGAAAGGUUAAGACAAGAGCUGGAGGAGAUAGAAGCUAAGUAUCAGGAAGAUAUGAAAGAGAUAGCAACGAAAAGAGAAGAGGCCAUUAUGGAGACGAAGAAAAAGUUGUCUCUGAUGAAGUUAAAGUAAUAGCCAAAAAAGCUCAAAGAAAACGUUGAUACUGAUGAAGAGCUUUUGUGUUUUUAAUCUCUUUUGUUUAAUUUGUUGGUUGGAGGAGAAGUGUAGAAAGAUGAAGGGUUUCUAUUUGAUUAAUUGAGAUUUAAUUUGGUUGGUUGUUACAAGUUAGAACAUAAAAAAUGGUUCCUGUUAAAAUGUUCUAAGAGAUUGUCCAUUAUAUAUGAUUUUGUAUAAA
Molecule: messenger RNA, 2357 nt
Organism: Arabidopsis thaliana (thale cress)
Lineage: Eukaryota; Viridiplantae; Streptophyta; Magnoliopsida; Brassicales; Brassicaceae
Gene: WNK6
Product: with no lysine (K) kinase 6
Exons: 7
Coding region: 485-2134 (549 amino acids)
Molecular function (GO): protein serine/threonine kinase activity; protein kinase activity; protein serine kinase activity
Source: RefSeq, marked reviewed